Molecule: messenger RNA, 2037 nt
Organism: Boleophthalmus pectinirostris (great blue-spotted mudskipper)
Lineage: Eukaryota; Metazoa; Chordata; Actinopteri; Gobiiformes; Gobiidae
Gene: chrm3a
Product: cholinergic receptor, muscarinic 3a
Exons: 2
Coding region: 91-2037 (648 amino acids)
Biological process (GO): regulation of vascular associated smooth muscle contraction; G protein-coupled receptor signaling pathway, coupled to cyclic nucleotide second messenger; adenylate cyclase-inhibiting G protein-coupled acetylcholine receptor signaling pathway
Cellular component (GO): plasma membrane; synapse; dendrite
Molecular function (GO): G protein-coupled serotonin receptor activity; G protein-coupled acetylcholine receptor activity
Source: RefSeq, a predicted model, not a curated record
AACAAAAAGCCUCCUGGCUGUGGCUUGUGAUCCCUUGUGGCUGGAUAUUGCUAUCAUCUACAAUUGACUAGAAUAUGCCAGGACCUAACAAUGAGCUCCAACAGCACAGACCCUGGCCUCUUCCUUACUGCCAUCACUUUAACACCCGCUGCAGGAGCCUACCCACAAUCCAAUGCUCUCUACCAAGGACAAACUGGAGGAAGCUCAGGGUUUGUUUACUCCAUGAGCAGCCUGGAUGACAACUCCUCUUCAGCUAACAGACUGUGGAACAACACCACACAAGUCCCCAAUGGGGGCCCAGACAUCUUUGACCCUUUGGGGGGUCACCAGUUGUGGCAGGUGGUUUUAAUCGUCCUGGUCACAGGGAUGCUCUCACUUGUCACCAUAAUUGGCAACAUCCUCGUUGUUGUGUCAUUCAAGGUCAACCGCCAGCUAAAGACAGUCAAUAACUACUUCCUGCUGAGUUUGGCUGUAGCUGACCUCAUCAUUGGGGUCAUCUCUAUGAACGUGUACACAGCUUUUUUGGUGAUGGGCUACUGGGCCAUGGGAAACUGGGCAUGUGAUUUAUGGCUCGCUAUAGACUAUGUGGCCAGCAAUGCCUCAGUAAUGAACUUACUGGUCAUCAGCUUUGACCGCUACUUCUCCAUCACCAGACCUCUGACCUACCGGGCCAAACGGACCACUAAGAGGGCAGGGAUUAUGAUCGGGUUGGCCUGGUUUGUGUCUCUGGUGCUGUGGGCACCAGCUAUUCUGCUCUGGCAGUUUUUUGAGGGAGAGAGGACAGUACCCUCACAUGAAUGCUACAUUCAAUUUUUAUCUGAGCCCACAAUAACGUUCUGCACAGCCAUGGCAGCCUUCUAUCUGCCUGUGACAAUUAUGAGUGUUCUGUACUGGCGAAUUUACAAGGAAACUCAGAACCGCUCUAAAGAGCUGGCUGGUUUGCAAGGGUCUGUUGGACGUGGUGCCAUUGGACAAAAAAGUGGGAAUGGUACAGGAGAGAAGGCCCAUUUUGUCCAUCAAACAGGAAGUGGGCGAAGCUGUGGCAGCUAUGAGCUUACCAGAAUGUCCCGGAGAAAAAGUGCAUGCAGAGAGCUGGUUGGUCGCCUACACUGUUGGCCUGGAGUUCGAUCCUGGAAACCUGGUAGUAUCAGACAUGGAGAGGGGGACCCGGAUCAGAGCAGCAGUGACAGCUGGAACAACAAUGAUGCUGCCAUGUCCAUGGACCAGUCUGGCUCAUCAGAGGAGGAGGACUGUGGAGGGAAAGAAAUGCUUUCCCAGAGUCACACCAUUUUCUCCAUUGUCCUUAGUCUUCCAGGGAUUAAGGCUGCGGUCAACUCCCAGCUCACAUCAUGUGAAGAUUUAGAUGCUGUGUCAGAGGAGGACCCCCUGAGGGGCGCCGAGUACAGUCAGGACAGCCUCACAAGGGCCACAACAAACACCACAACGUCAACCACUUCAGAUGGGGCUAUCAGCACAAACAACAGUUACCACCAACGCUUCAUGGCCCGUAAGAUCCAGUCAAUGCCCAGCAUUCAAGCUAAUGCCAAUACAAACUUGUUAGACGGUCAAACAACCACUGCCAAUGAUUCUUCUACCACCAGCAUGACCACAAAAUCUCCCUCUGUCCCAAUUUCAUUCAAAGAGGCAGCUCUGGCAAAGCGCUUUGCAGCCCGAGCUCGAAACCAGAUCACCAAGAGAAAGCGCAUGUCCCUGGUUAAAGAAAAGAAGGCAGCUCAGACACUAAGUGCCAUCCUGUUUGCAUUCAUCAUCACGUGGACACCUUACAACAUCAUGGUGCUCAUCAAUGCCUUCUGUAAGGGCUGCAUCCCUGGUGUGCUGUGGGCGGUGGGCUAUUGGCUGUGCUAUGUCAACAGCACGGUCAACCCCAUGUGCUACGCCCUCUGCAACAAGACGUUUCGGACCACCUUCAAGAUGAUCCUCCUGUGCCAAUGGGACCAGAAGAAGAGGAGGAAGCAGCAGUUUGAACAGAGACAGUCUGUAGUCUUCCACCGGAGGAUUCCACGAGAGUCCACGUAA